CUAGCGCGCAGGAGUCACGUGGUGUCGGAAGUGCUGUGACCUUGUUCAACUGACAACAUGAGAGCUGCGGUACCGGCUGCCGUGUCCAGGGGGCUUCUCCGCCACAUCACCCGGGGGUCUCAGGCGGGAUGUUUCCGGGGGUAUGCUCACACCGCAGAGACUGUGGUGGAAAAAGAUGGCGUCUCUGCGUCUGCGGCGGCUUCGGAACACGCCCAUGUGACCCAGAAGAGCGCGCCGGAAUCUCUAUCGUUUGCGGUGGGGAUGUUCAGUGGGCUGAUCCAUACUCAACAAGUCUUCCCAUAUCCAUCAGUGUUGAGUGAGGAGCAGUCUCAAUUCCUUAGCGAGCUAGUCGGACCUGUGUCACGUUUCUUCAAGGAGGUUAAUGAUCCUGCCCAGAAUGACGACAUCCAGAGGGUGGAUGACAAGUCCAUGUCUGGGCUGAAGGAGCUCGGCGCGUUUGGUCUCCAGGUCCCAGCUGAGCUGGGUGGGUUAGGAUUGAAUAACACCCAGUAUGGUCGUUUGGUGGAGAUUGUAGGAGAACACGACCUAGGCGUUGGUAUCACCUUAGGGGCCCACCAGUCUAUUGGCUUUAAGGGGAUCCUUCUUUACGGUAAUGAAGAGCAGAAGAAGAAAUAUCUGCCCCGUCUUGCCUCAGGUGAAAUCAUUGCUGCGUAUUGUUUGACCGAGCCAACCAGCGGGUCCGAUGCUGCCUCCAUCAGGUCUACGGCAAAGAAGAGCCCCUGUGGGAAGUACUACACUCUCUCCGGCGGAAAGCUGUGGAUCAGCAACGGGGGCAUUGCCGACCUCUUCACCGUCUUUGCCAGGACUCAAGUUCCCGACCCAACAUCUGGGGAGAUGAAGGAUAAGAUCACAGCAUUUGUAGUGGAGCGAGGAGAGGGGGUGACAAACGGGCCCCCUGACAAGAAGCUGGGAAUACGGGCCAGUAACACCGCUUCUGUUUUCUUUGACGAGGUCCGUGUCCCGGCAGAGAAUGUUCUGGGGGGUGAAGGCAACGGUUUCAAGGUGGCCAUGAACAUUCUCAACAAUGGACGGUUUGGGAUGGCUGCAGCAAUGUCCGGCACCAUGAAGGGCUUGAUUCAGAAAGCUGUGGACCACGCCACAAAUCGCUCCCAGUUUGGAAAUAAAAUUCAUAACUAUGGAGUCAUCCAGGAGAAGCUGGCACGCAUGGCCGUCCUCCAGUAUGUGACCGAGUCAAUGGCGUACAUGAUCAGCGCCAACAUGGACUCCGGGGCCAAGGACUUCCAGGUUGAAGCUGCCAUCAGCAAAGUGUUUGGCUCGGAGGCAGCUUGGUCUGUGGCUGAUGAAUGUAUUCAGAUACUGGGAGGAAACGGCUUCAUGAAGGACGCCGGGGUGGAACGUGUCCUCAGAGAUCUGCGCAUCUUCAGGAUCUUUGAAGGAGCCAAUGAUAUUCUCCGACUCUUCGUGGCCCUGUAUGGACUGCAGAGCGCUGGGAAGGAGCUGAAAUCUCUGCAGAAAGCAUUGAGCAACCCGCUGAGCAACACUCCAUUACUGGUGAAAGAAGGUCUGAAGAGAGCAAGGAGGAAGGCCGGACUGGGCACAGGACUCACCCUAAAAGGACAGGUCCACCCUGAGGUGGAGAAGAGUGCCGAGCUGGCCGUUGGCGCUAUUGAGGACUUUGGCAGUGCAGUAGAGGAUCUGCUUAUCAAGUAUGGCAAGAGGAUUGUGGAUGAGCAGUACGUCCUGCAGAGGGUGGCGGACUGUGCCAUUGACCUCUACGCCAUGGUUGUGGUGUUGUCCAGGUCCUCCAGGGCUUUGUCCCAGGGACUCCCCACUGCAGCCCAUGAGAAGGUCCUGUGUGAUGUCUGGUGCUCAGAGGCAUCGACCCGCGUACAUGACAGACUGAGGAGCCUGCGAAGCGGUGGAAGUGGAUCAGCCUUAUUUAAGAACCUGCGCUCGGCCUCUGCUGCCCUGGUGGAGAAUGGAGGUGUGGUGGCCGCUCAUCCCUUAGGGUUUUAGGGCUCUACUGUGAAUAUAGAUGAUUCGUCCAGACCCAUAAUGCUGCCUUAUACCUACAGUGCCAGAAAUAAACUAUACAAGGAA
Molecule: messenger RNA, 2082 nt
Organism: Hyla sarda
Lineage: Eukaryota; Metazoa; Chordata; Amphibia; Anura; Hylidae
Gene: ACADVL
Product: acyl-CoA dehydrogenase very long chain
Exons: 20
Coding region: 58-1998 (646 amino acids)
Molecular function (GO): fatty-acyl-CoA binding; flavin adenine dinucleotide binding; very-long-chain fatty acyl-CoA dehydrogenase activity
Source: RefSeq, a predicted model, not a curated record